AUAACCCAUAAAAAUAAAUCAAAAUCCAAGAAGAAAAAUUUAGUCAUAAGGAGAGAAAGAUUUCCAAAAGGCUUUUCCCCAUAAAGCAAGAAUCUACAAACCCCCACCGCUUCUCCCCUCCGCCAUCAACGCCACCAUCUCCUCCUCCUCCUCCUCCUCCCUCCCUCCCUUCCUUCCUAUCUGCACCGGACGACGAUGACACCAUGACGAUGGCCACCGCCACGUCGCCGCCGCCGCCGCAGCAGCACCAGCCGAGGGCCGUGCGGAAGCUCCUCGUGGAGGUGAUCGACGCGCGGGACCUGCUGCCCAAGGACGGGCAGGGCAGCUCCAGCCCGUACGUCAUCGUGGAGUUCGACAACCAGAAGAGGCGCACCUCCACCCAGUACCGCAACCUCAACCCGGCAUGGAACGAGGCCCUCGAGUUCGUCGUCUCCGACCCGGAGAACAUGGCCUACGAGGAGCUCGACGUCGAGGUCUUCAACGACAAGAGGUACGCCGCCGGCGGCGGCGGCCGGAAGAACCAUUUCCUCGGCCGGGUCAAGCUGUACGGGUCCCAGUUCCAGAAGCACGGGGAGGAGGGCCUGGUGUACCACCAGCUGGAGAAGAAGAGCGUCUUCAGCUGGAUUCGCGGCGAGAUUGGGCUGAGGAUCUGCUACUACGACGAGCUCGUGGAGGAGCAGCCGCCCCCACCGCCCCAGACGCCGCCGCCGGAGGAGGCGGCGCAGCAUCAUCACCCUCCGACGACCGCGGAGCUCCACGAGGGGCCGGGGGUGGCGGUGGGGAUGAAGCCCCCGCCGGUGAUGGUGGUGGAGGAGGGCAGGGUCUUUGAAAUGCCGCCGGGGGAAUGCUGCCCGCCGCCGGUGCCGCUCCGGCGCCCCGACCGGUCGCCCUCCCCGCCCGUGGUCGUCAUCGAGGAGUCGCCGCCGCCGUCCCACACGGUGCACUUCCGCCCCGGGCCGCCCCCGCCCGAGGCGAUGCAGCAGCAGCCGCAGGUGACGACGUACCAGCACCUCCCGGGGGCCGCUCACCCCGCCCAGGCGGCGGCUGCGGCGGCGGCGGCGGAGGCGACGAUGCAGUACCCCCCGCCGGAGGUGCGGCGGAUGCAGGGCGCGCGGGUCGGGGAGAGGGUCCGGGUCGUGCGGCGGCCGGCGAGCGGCGAUUUCUCGCCGCGGGUGAUAUCGUCGCGCCACCAGAGGUUCGCGUCGGAGACGGAGCGGAUCCACCCCUACGAUCUCGUCGAGCCGAUGCAGUACCUGUUCAUCCGGAUCGUCAAGGCGCGCGGCCUCGCCCACAACGACAGCCCCUACGUCAAGGUCGGCACCGCCACCCACCGCGUCCGCUCGAAGCCGGCGGUCCACCGCCCCGGCGAGCCGACUGACUCGCCGGAGUGGCACCAGGUCUUCGCCCUCGGCCACAACAAGCCCGAGUCGACCAGCUCGACCCUCGAGAUCUCCGUCUGGGACUCCCCAUUGGAGAGCUUCCUCGGCGGCGUCUGCUUCGACCUCUCCGACGUGCCGGUCCGCGAUCCGCCCGACAGCCCGCUGGCGCCGCAGUGGUACCGCCUCGAGGGCGGCGACGCGGCGGAGCGGAGCCGCGUCUCCGGCGACAUCCAGCUCUCCGUCUGGAUCGGCACCCAGGCCGACGACGCGUUCCCGGAGGCGUGGAGCUCCGACGCGCCGCACGUGGCCCACACGCGCUCCAAGGUUUACCAGUCGCCGAAGCUGUGGUACCUGCGGGUGACGGUGAUCGAAGCUCAGGACCUCCACAUCGCCUCGAACCUGCCGCCGCUGACGGCGCCGGAGGUCAGGGUCAAGGCGCAGCUCGGGUUCCAGUCGGUGCGGACGCGGCGGGGGUCCAUGAGCAACAACGUGCCGUCGUUCCACUGGAACGAGGACCUCGUCCUCGUCGCCUGCGAGCCCCUGGAGGACUCGCUCAUCUUGCUGGUGGAGGACCGGUCGAACAAGGAGACGCUGCUCCUCGGGCACAUCCUGAUUCCGGUGGCCUCGAUUGAGCAGCGGAUAGACGAGCGGCAUGUCGCCGCCAAGUGGUUCCCGCUCGAGGGCGGCGCCGGUGGCGGAUGCGGAGCUGGUCUGGGGCCUUACUUAGGCAGAUUGUACCUGAGGCUGUGCUUGGAAGGCGGUUAUCACGUUCUCGACGAGGCCGCGCAUGUGUGCAGCGACUUCCGGCCCACAGCGAAGCAGCUGUGGAAGCCGCCGAUCGGGAUCCUGGAGCUCGGGAUCCUAGGCGCACGCGGGCUCUUGCCCAUGAAGUCGAAAGCCGGCAAAGGGUCCACGGACGCCUACUGCGUGGCCAAGUACGGCAAGAAGUGGGUUCGGACCCGCACCAUCACAGACAGCUUCGACCCGCGGUGGAACGAGCAGUAUACUUGGCAGGUCUAUGACCCGUGCACCGUGCUCACCGCCGGGGUUUUUGAUAAUUGGCGGAUGUUUGCCGACCCGUCGACCGAUGAGAGGCCGGAUUGCUGCAUGGGGAAGAUCCGGAUUCGGGUAUCCACAUUGGAGAGCAACAAGGUGUACACCAAUUCGUAUCCGCUGCUGGUGCUGAGGAGAACUGGGUUGAAGAAGAUGGGCGAGAUCGAAUUGGCGGUCCGGUUCGCCUGCCCGUCGCUGUUGCCGGAUACUUGCAUAGUCUAUGGUCAGCCCCUGUUGCCGCGGAUGCACUAUCUCCGCCCACUCGGGGUGACCCAGCAGGAGGCGCUGCGAGGGGCCGCCACCAAGAUGGUAGCCGCAUGGCUCGCGAGGUCAGAGCCUCCGCUCGGCCCGGAAGUGGUCAGGUGCAUGUUGGAUGCCGAUUCGCACACGUGGAGCAUGAGGAAGAGCAAGGCGAACUGGUUCAGGAUCGUGGCCGUGCUGGCGUGGGCGAUCGGGCUGGCGAAAUGGUUGGACGACAUCCGGAGGUGGCGGAACCCGGUCACGACGGUCCUAGUCCACAUCCUGUAUCUGGUGCUCGUGUGGUACCCGGAUUUGAUCGUGCCUACCGGGUUCUUAUACGUGUUCCUGAUCGGCAUCUGGUACUACAGAUUCAGGCCGAAGAUCCCCGCCGGGAUGGACACCAGGCUCUCGCAGGCCGAGUCGGUCGACCCGGACGAAUUGGAUGAGGAAUUCGACACGAUUCCGAGCUCUAAACCCCCCGACCUCAUCCGUCAAAGAUACGACCGCCUCCGACUGCUGGCGGCCCGGGUCCAGACGGUCCUGGGCGACUUCGCGACCCAAGGCGAGAGGGUCCAGGCCCUGGUGAGCUGGAGGGACCCGAGGGCGACGAAGCUGUUCAUCGGAGUGUGCCUCGCCAUCACGCUGAUCCUGUACACGGUGCCGCCGAAGAUGGUGGCGGUAGCCCUGGGAUUCUACUACCUCCGCCACCCGAUGUUCCGGGACCCGAUGCCACCGGCGAGCCUCAACUUUUUCCGGCGACUUCCGAGCCUCUCCGAUCGGCUAAUGUAGAGAUUAUUAGAGCCUUGAAAAGAGAAACACUCGGUAGAAUUAGUUUUUGAAAUAUAUAUUUUUUUUGAGAGGGGAGCCAGCCAAGAUUUAUGGGAAGGGAAAGGGACAAAGGGGCACUGUUUUCGUGUUGGAAAAAGUUGUCCUAGAAUAACGUUGAAUGAUGUUCUUUUGUUUUUGUGGGUUCUGUACUGAAUUGAUUGACUGACCCUAUUCAAAAGCUUUGGAAUAAGAGAAAGCAGGGGUGAGAGAGAGAGAGAGGCUGGUGAAACUAGGGAGAAAAAAA
Messenger RNA from Eucalyptus grandis, 3744 nucleotides. RefSeq names its product protein QUIRKY. The record is from RefSeq and is a predicted model, not a curated record. NCBI's taxonomy places the organism in Eukaryota, Viridiplantae, Streptophyta, Magnoliopsida, Myrtales, Myrtaceae.